AUGACCCUCACCCAUCUCAGCCGCCCAUCGAUACUAUGCCAGUGCUCACGCUGCUCCAGCUCCGUAGCAGCAUGCGAAAACGAGUGGGCGAGAUUAUCCGACACAUACUCUACGGUGACGGGAUGGCUAAGCAUCGAUAUGAACCGGAUCAAUGUCUCUUCUGAGAAGAAGCAGAUUCCUCAGUCAUCUGAGCUGGAGUUUGUUCGGGGUCGCGUAGUUCAGGAUAUUGUGUGCAGGUUAUGUCACCAGAAACUCGGUGGCCUUGUUCAUCUUGAGGCAGAAGCGAAAGUAUUCUGGAAACUGUCCAAAAUGUCCUUUAGGGAAAUAAUAUCUAUGCGAGAAUCACACCCAUUAUUUGUCGAGGGCUCUAUGUCCUGGCUUUUAGCACCUAUCGAACAAACCAUCGUCCCGAACGAGUCCGCAAGCAAUACCUCCCUUUCCGCGAGUCGUUCGGAAGCAGUAUUGAGCCAGACCUUAUACAACCAAGGCGCUAGUCUCAACAGAAUAUCCAAUACAGUCGAGGAACUACACGAUACCAUGUCUGAUCUCAAACAAUCAUUUAGGGCACUACGAUUGGAGCUGAAUACUACACCUUCGGCCCGCAAUCCGGAAUAUCACGGUGACGAGGCUAUGGAAAUGCUCAGGACAGUGUUGAAGGAACUACAGCACAAGGCCGAUGAGAUAGAGAAGCUGAAACUGGAGAAUGAAUCGUUGAAGUUAAAGGCGAGGUAUAUGCAGGGCCGGUCGAUGGGUGGUGCUCCAAUGACACCUCGCGUUCUUGAAGAUGCUGCUAUGCCGGAAGUGCAAAGCCCGGGUUUUCUCAACGAGAGUGGGAAGAGAGGGUUCAUAAGUGGUAACACUCAACUACAGAUCACGCAUUCAUUCAACGAAGAAUUUGAGAGCACCAACAUGGAGCACACGGCAAGCCGUGAGGUCAUUCACUAUGAACCUGCUUCAAUAAAAGUACCACUUAAACCAGCCGCAGAUAUUGUGCCUGGUCCACAACGGCUCACAGAACUAGAGCAAGGUCCGGGACUUGCAGCUGGGUCUCGACGUCGAAGAGAAUCCGGUGAGCCAGUCGCCAAGAGACCAAGGCUCGCAUUGGAAGAAGACCAAGAAAGCUCCGAGAGCAACAUCGACAUUGAAUCGAAUCCACCGCCUAGGAAAAGAGGCAGACCUGCCGGGCGAAAGUCUCUGCAAUCGACUUCACGGACCAAUCCCCAAACACCAUCAACAGUGUCAAAUCCUGGAGCAACGUCCGAUCCGAAAACGAACAUUUCUGCAGGCGCAGAACAACCAAUGACAGAAGUGAGAAUGGCAGACGACGGUCCAGAGAAUACACAACGUCGCCGAAGAUCGCGAAGAGGUCGAUCGAGAACAAUGACAUCACAACCCACCUCACAGCCAGCUUCACGACCGCCAUCGGUAUCUCCAAGAGUUACCCGCGGCGGCACAAAACUAAAUGACGAAGGUACCGCCCCCACCACGAAAUCUGCCGAAAAACCGAGUCUCGAGAAUGAACUACCCAAUCGAGUAGGGCGGUUCGAAAUUGCAGUUAAUGUAGCGGAAUUAACGCCAGAGAGUGUCGUGAAUGAAGAUGAGCUCUUCGCCCGUUUACCAGGCCAAGAGAAUGAGACGAGCAAGGAUAAGACUAGUGAUGAGAAUGAGCAACGGCAAGCCAAAGUAGCUGCUAGAGAGAUGAUCGUCAAAGCUGCCAUGGAGCGGGAGGAGGCUAUGGCUGAUGGUUAG
Molecule: messenger RNA, 1749 nt
Organism: Talaromyces marneffei
Lineage: Eukaryota; Fungi; Ascomycota; Eurotiomycetes; Eurotiales; Trichocomaceae
Exons: 2
Coding region: 1-1749 (582 amino acids)
Source: RefSeq, a predicted model, not a curated record